Molecule: messenger RNA, 402 nt
Organism: Micropterus salmoides (largemouth bass)
Lineage: Eukaryota; Metazoa; Chordata; Actinopteri; Centrarchiformes; Centrarchidae
Product: tyrosine-protein phosphatase non-receptor type 9-like
Exons: 4
Coding region: 48-293 (81 amino acids)
Source: RefSeq, a predicted model, not a curated record
UGAGCGGCUGGUGGGCGCGCCCGCUGCGACGUUGCGGAGGCUUCAAGAUGGCGGAAGCCCUGACAACUCAGGAGCAGCUGGCUGUGGAGGAGUUCCUGAGUGAGGUGCGUAGCAGGGAGCAGCCUCACAGUGCUGGGUUCGUCUCCCAACCUACCGCUGUAAAGUUUCUCAUGGCCCGCAAGUUUGACGUCUCCAGAGCCAUCGACCUCUUCCAAGCAUACAAGAACACAAGAAUCAAAGAGGGCAUCAUCAAUAUCAACCCUGACGAGGAGCCCUGCGCUCUGAGCUGCUGAGUGGCAAAUUUACAGUCCUGCCUGGCCGUGAUGCAAAGGGUGCUGCUUUGGCACUCUUCACUGCUCGUCUCCAUCGGCCAGAUGUCACCACCCACCAAAGCUGUGCUGC